AGCGACGGCGGCGGCCGCGGCGGCUGAGUCGGUGGCGGUGGCGGCGGCGGCGGCUGAGGGCUGAGGGCUGAGCGGCGAGUUUCCGAUUUAAAGCUGAGCUGCGAGGAAAAUGGCGGCGGGCGGAUCAAAAUACUUGCUGAACAGUGGAGUCAGAGACCAAUAAAAAUAGACCACUUGAACGUCAUUUGACUGGUUAGCCAGUUGCUGAUGUAUUUUCAAGAUGAGUGGGUUAGGAGAAAACUCCUUGGAUCCACUAGCCCCUGAUUCACGAAAACGCAAAUUGCCAUGUGAUAAUCCAGGACAGGGUCUUACCUGCAGUGGUGAAAAAUGGAGACGGGAGCAGGAGAGUAAAUAUAUUGAAGAAUUGGCUGAACUGAUAUCUGCUAAUUUUAGUGAUAUUGACAAUUUCAAUGUCAAACCAGAUAAAUGUGCAAUUUUAAAGGAAACAGUAAGACAGAUACGUCAAAUAAAAGAACAAGGAAAAACUAUUUCAAAUGAUGAUGAUGUUCAGAAAGCUGAUGUGUCUUCUACAGGACAGGGAGUUAUUGAUAAAGACUCCUUAGGACCACUUUUACUUCAGGCACUGGAUGGUUUUCUGUUUGUGGUGAAUCGCGAUGGAAAUAUUGUAUUUGUGUCAGAAAAUGUCACACAAUACCUGCAGUAUAAGCAAGAGGAUCUGGUUAACACAAGUGUCUACAAUAUCUUGCAUGAGGAGGACAGAAAGGAUUUUCUUAAAAACUUACCGAAAUCUACAGUUAAUGGAGUUGCCUGGACAAAUGAGACCCAGAGACAAAAAAGCCAUACAUUUAAUUGCCGCAUGCUGAUGAAAACACCACAUGAUAUUUUGGAAGACAUAAACACUAGUCCUGAAAUGCGCCAGAGAUACGAAACAAUGCAGUGCUUUGCCCUGUCCCAGCCACGCGCUAUGAUGGAGGAGGGGGAAGAUUUGCAAUCCUGUAUGAUAUGUGUGGCGCGCCGCAUCACUACAGGAGAAAGAGCCUUUCCAUCCAACCCUGAGAGCUUUAUUACCAGACAUGACCUUUCAGGAAAAGUUGUCACUAUAGAUACAAAUUCACUGAGAUCCUCGAUGAGACCUGGCUUUGAAGAUAUAAUUCGAAGGUGUAUCCAGAGAUUUUUCAGUCUUAAUGAUGGGCAGUCUUGGUCCCAGAAACGUCACUAUCAAGAAGCCUAUAUCCACGGUCAUGCAGAAACCCCAGUAUAUCGAUUCUCUCUGGCUGAUGGCACUAUUGUGACCGCGCAAACAAAAAGCAAAAUCUUUCGAAAUCCUGUAACAAAUGAUCGUCAUGGCUUUGUCUCUACUCAUUUUCUUCAGCGGGAACAGAAUGGAUACAGACCAAACCCAAAUCCUGUUGGACAAGGCAUUAGGCCUCCAGCACCUGGGUGCAACAGUUCUGUAGGUGGAGUGAGCAUGUCGCCAAGCCAAGGGUUACAGAUGCUCAACAACAGGACUUACAGUCUGACUGACUCCAAUACCCCAGGGCAGAUGAGUGGGGCCAGGUACGGGGCUGCCGGCAGCAUGCCUGCAGUGAACCCCGGGCCCGGCAUGCAGUCACCGUCUUCCUACCAGAGCAACAGCUAUGGUCUCAACAUGAGCAGCCCUCCCCAUGGGAGUCCUGGUCUUGGCUCGACCCAGCAGAAUAUCAUGAUUUCUCCUCGUAAUCGUGGGAGUCCAAAGAUGGCCUCACAUCAGUUCUCUCCUGUUGCAGGUGUGCACUCUCCCAUGGGAUCUUCUGGCAACACUGGAAGCCAUAGCUUUUCUAGUAGCUCUCUUAGUGCUCUUCAAGCUAUUAGUGAGGGGGUGGGGACUUCUCUUUUAUCUACUCUGUCUUCACCCAGCCCCAAAUUGGACAACUCUCCCAACAUGAAUAUGACCCAACCAAGUAAAGUCAGUAGUCAGGAUUCCAAGAGUCCCCUAGGCUUGUUCUGUGACCAAAAUCCAGUGGAGAGUUCAAUGUGUCAGUCAAAUAGCAGGGAACACCUCAGUGACAAAGAAAGUAAGGAGGGCAAUGCUGAAGGCUCAGAGAUUCAGCGGGGCCCUCUGGAAAGCAAAGGUCAUAAAAAAUUACUGCAGCUACUUACUUGUUCUUCUGAUGACCGAGGUCAUUCCUCCUUGACUGACUCCCCCUUGGAUUCAACUUGUAAAGACUCUUCCAUCAGUGUCACCAGCCCCUCAGGGGUCUCUUCUUCAACCUCCGGAGGAGUCUCUUCUACACCCAAUAUGCAUGGGUCAUUGCUGCAAGAGAAGCACCGGAUUUUGCACAAGUUACUGCAGAAUGGGAAUUCUCCAGCUGAAGUAGCAAAGAUCACUGCAGAAGCCACUGGGAAAGACACCAGUAGUGUGACAUCUUGUGGGGAUGGGAAUGUCAAGCAGGAGCAACUGAGUCCUAAGAAAAAGGAGAACAAUGCGCUGCUUAGAUACCUGCUGGACAGGGAUGAUCCUAGUGAUGCCCUCUCUAAAGAACUCCAGCCCAAAGUGGAGGGCCUGGACAGUAAGCUGGGUCAGUGCAGCAGCUCUACCAUUCUCAGCUCCAAUCAAGAGAAAGACUCUAAAGUCAAGACAGAAGCAAAUGAAGAGGGAACUGGAGACUUGGAUAAUCUAGAUGCUAUUCUUGGUGAUCUGACUAGUUCUGACUUUUACAAUAAUUCCAUAUCCACAAAUGGUAGUAAUCUGGGAACCAAGCAACAAAUGUUUCAUGGAACAAAUUCCCUGGCAGGUCUGAGGAGCCCACAGUCUGUGCAGCCCAUUCGUCCUCCCUAUAACCGGGCGGCAUCUCUAGAUAGCCCUGUUUCUGUUGGCUCGAGUCCUCCAAUAAAGAGUAUCAGUGCUUUCCCUAUGUUACCCAAGCAACCCGUGUUGGGUGGGAAUGCAAGAAUGAUGGAUAGUCAGGAAAAUUACAGCUCAAAUAUGGGUGGACCAAACAGAAAUGUGACUGUGAGUCAGACUCCUUCCUCAGGAGACUGGGGCUUACCAAACUCAAAGGCUGGGAGAUUGGAUCCUAUGAGUUCAAAUUCCAUGGGAAGGCCAGGAGCAGAAUAUAAUGCUGCUUUAUCCAGACCGACCAUGGGUGGCUCAGUGCCUACCAUGCCUCUUCGGUCCAGUAGCAUCCCAGGUGCAAGACCAAUGUUGCAGCAGCAGCAACAGCAACAACAACAACAGCAGCAGCAACAGCAGCAGCAGCAGCAGCAGCAGCAGCAGCAGCAGAUGCUUCAAAUGCGGCCUGGUGAGAUUCCCAUGGGGAUGGGGGUUAGUCCUUAUGGCCAAGCAGCACCAUCUAACCAAACUGGUUCUUGGCCAGAUGGCAUGAUGUCCAUGGAACAAGGCCCUCAUGGGACUCAAAACAGACCUCUUCUUAGGAAUACCCUGGAUGAUCUCCUUGGGCAACCUUCUAAUCUAGAAGGUCAGAGUGAUGAAAGGGCAUUGCUGGACCAGCUGCACACACUCUUGAGCAACACAGAUGCCACAGGCCUUGAAGAAAUUGAUAGAGCUCUGGGCAUCCCUGAACUUGUAAAUCAGGGGCAAGCUUUGGAGACCAAACAGGAUGCUUUCCCAGGCCAAGAAGCAGCAGUAAUGAUGGAUCAAAAGGCAGCAUUAUAUGGACAGCCAUAUCCAGCUCAGGGGCCUCCAAUGCAGGGAGGCUUCAACCUUCAGGGACAAGCACCGCCAUUCAACUCUAUGAUGAAUCAGAUGAACCAGCAAGGCAGUUUUCCUCUCCAGGGAAUGCACCCUAGGGCCAACAUCAUGAGACCCCGGACCAACACCCCAAAGCAACUCAGAAUGCAGCUGCAGCAGAGGCUGCAGGGCCAGCAGUUUUUGAAUCAGAGCCGUCAGGCACUUGAAAUGAAAAUGGAGAACCCCACUUCUGGUGGGGCUGCUGUGAUGAGGCCCAUGAUGCAGCCCCCAGUCAACUCCCAGCAGGGUUUUCUUAAUGCCCAGAUGGUUGCGCAGCGCAGCAGAGAGCUGCUCAGUCACCACUUUCGACAGCAGAGAGUGGCCAUGAUGAUGCAGCAGCAGCAGCAGCAGCAACAGCAGCAGCAGCAGCAGCAGCAGCAGCAGCAGCAGCAGCAGCAGCAGCAGCAGCAAACCCAGGCCUUUAGCCCACCUCCCAACGUGACUGCAUCCCCCAGCAUGGAUGGGGUUUUGGCGGGACCUGCCAUUCCACAAGCGCCACCCCAGCAGUUUCCAUACCCACCAAAUUAUGGGAUGGGGCAACCACCAGAUCCAGCCUUUGGUCGGGUGUCCAGCCCACCCACUGCAGUGAUGUCAGCAAGAAUGGGCCCCUCCCAGAAUCCCAUGAUGCAGCACCCUCAGACCGCACCCAUGUAUCAGUCUUCAGAAAUGAAGGGCUGGCCGUCAGGAAACCUGGCCAGGAACAGCUCCUUUUCCCAGCAGCAGUUUACCCACUCGGGGAAUCCUGCUGCAUAUAGCAUGGUGCACAUGAAUGGCACUGGUGGCCCCAUGGGGCAGAUGACCAUGAACUCCAUGCCCAUGUCUGGCAUGCCCAUGGGUCCUGACCAGAAAUACUGCUGACAUAUCUACACCAGAAACUUCAAGGAAAUCAUUGCAUAAAUGAGAAUGCACGAGGAGUACCAGGAAGUCACGUUCCAGAUGUGUGGGCUUUGAGGGAAGGACCGCUUUGCUCUCCCGUGGGAGUAUUCCAAGUGAUGUCACUUGAGCAGGACUGGAUUUUAAGCUGAAGUGAAUUAUCUACCUGUUUUCUCCACUCUCCCCCUUUGUAUGUGUACCAUGGUGUUCAAAACAAAUAAUUUCGGCUGUCUGCCUCUUAGAGGUGUGAUUCUGGAGGUGACGGAGUGUUACUGAUCACAAAGCUGUCUCUCUCUUCCUGGCUGUCCAGUCUUUCAUAGCAGUGCAGGUGGGUCAGAGAACACGUGGAGCGGGCGUGGGGGCCAAGGGAGAGUAGAUGCUUUGGGCAGAGAGCACGGGCCCUCAUGUGCUCAGUCGCCGCCAAGUGCUGUGUUGACCCGUCCUGUGGGAUCGAUGUUUCCGAGCUCCGGUCCGCCAGUGAUCGUGUGGAGCGGCUGGCACUGUCACUGGUUGUCACAGGUGCGCUCCUCGCUAGUGUUUUCAUGUGCCCCAAGUGUAACUGUUAACACUUCACCUCCAGGAAUUGCCCUUGAUGUCAAAUGGCUUUGCAGAAAGGAAAAUGCGAUGACAGUAUUUAAUUGCAGCGGUAGCAAUUUUCCACAUGCUAAUGUGCAGCCGAGUGCACUUUAUUUACUAAGUAAUGGACAAAUGCAAUAUUACUGAGGUCUUGAGGAAUGCUGAACCACAUUCCUGGUUUUUGUCUGAAUUAAUCCGUUGGACAAGAACCGUGACUGCUUGUUGUUGAAAGAACCGGUGUCACCCUUUGUCCGCAUGGUGGAGCAGUGAUGCCCUUGGAGAGUAAACCGCAGAACACCAAGGCCAGGUACUGCGUUCUGAAUCAGAAUCUCAAAGUGUUUCUGUGAAUAGAUUUUCUUUUGUAAAUAUGACCUUUAAGAUAUUAUGUAAAAUAUGUAUAUACUUUUUUUUUUUUGGGUAGGUCACAACAGCUCGUUUUUAGAGUUUGUGAAGUUAAGUAUUUAACAUUGUUGAUUUCAGUGAGCUCAGUGUGGCGAGGCUACAAACGGCAGAUGGCACCUGAAUUUUGUGGCCUGCGGAGGGGCAUUGGCCCCCGGCUCCUCCUCCUCCCCCACCUACUUAGAUGCCUCACUCUUCAGUCUCUUGUCUCAAAGCUUUUUGAAGAAAUUGUUUGUUUAGAUGUAGGCGUUUUAAUUUUUUAAAAAAAUUUCCUCUGCCAGAACUAAGCACUUUGUUAAUUUUGGGGGGAAGAAUAGAUACAGGGGAAAAACUUAAAAAAUGGCUAUCAAGAAUUUGAAAAUCAAGCAAUUUGAUUUAAAAAAGGAACCUUGGGAGUUUAAGCAGUCCAUAAAUUCAAGAGUAGCAACUCAUGGUAUUACAAAGAAAUCGAAUAUGCUGUCUCUCCAGCCAUUUAGGAGUGCUCGAAGGUUUUGGUUGCUAGACCAGAAUCCCACAUUGAGAUCUCAGGAGCAGCAGCCUUGAUGUGUGGUUUUCAUGUCAGCUUAAGUCUUGUCAUUCCACUCACGUGAUCCUUUCUCUGUCCCUGAGCAUUCAGAUAGGGUCGUGGUUAUUUCGCAGGGCCCCGGUCCCCGCCCCCC
Messenger RNA from Condylura cristata (star-nosed mole), 6198 nucleotides. It is a transcript of the gene NCOA3, whose product is annotated as nuclear receptor coactivator 3. Gene Ontology annotation, biological process: cellular response to hormone stimulus; positive regulation of transcription by RNA polymerase II. NCBI's taxonomy places the organism in Eukaryota, Metazoa, Chordata, Mammalia, Eulipotyphla, Talpidae. The record is from RefSeq and is a predicted model, not a curated record. The transcript is spliced from 23 exons. Gene Ontology annotation, cellular component: nucleus. Gene Ontology annotation, molecular function: nuclear receptor binding; protein dimerization activity. Bases 221 to 4549 code for a protein of 1442 amino acids.